Molecule: messenger RNA, 4560 nt
Organism: Durusdinium trenchii
Lineage: Eukaryota; Dinophyceae; Suessiales; Symbiodiniaceae
Source: the annotation of a GenBank genome assembly
AUGGCACCGCCAAAGCAAGAGUUCCAAGAGUCGCUGAAGCACAUGAGACAAGGUGGCAGCGCACGCCAAGGCGGCUCAGCCUCAGACAGGAAGUCGCGCGUGAGAUUUGCUUUGAGCGAGGCGCAUCUUAGGCGAGCCAGGAAACACAUGGCUGAAGCCCGUUGUGUAGCUCUCUUCCGCGACGAGCGCAAGGGGCGGUUGCUGGUCCGGUAUCGCGCAUGCCUGGGUGACGACUUCACUGUCGUCAGUGGAGUGCUGGGGUUGAGACCGUGUGAGGGAUCUGGCGAUGAUCUCUCAAAGGUCACAAAGGUGAUUCUCACAGACUUUUGCACUCCUCACCAAGGCCUUCUGCGGAACUGCGCCUUGCCAGACCAAGAGAAUGUAGAUCCUGCUAGUCUGGAAAUUGAAAUCCGCAAGAAAGUCACCAUGGUCGUUUCAGAUGCAGCCGCUGCAGAGCUUGUUUCAGGCGAUAUCCUACGGGGACGCAGAGCCUAUGCAUGCAGUGGCCAGCUGCAAGCGGAUUUCCCUAACAUUCGCAUCGUGGGCCGCGACAUUGCGCACGCGAGCACCAGGUUGUUGAAGAGACCCCUGUGCCACCAUGAGACACUUAAGAGUCUGACAUCUGAAUUCGUCACUGCUUCUGACAGCUUUUGCCAGAAGGUGUUUCAUUCAAAUGUGUUCAAAGGUUGGUGGGCCGAGGCGCUAUUACACAAGGAGGAUGAAGAAUUCACCACUGGCAGUAGCAUCAGCGCAGCUAAGCAUCGGUUCAGCUCAUACGCUCUCCCACUGGGACGUUUGUGCCGGAACAGUGUGGCGAUGGUGGCUGUGUGCCAACGCAUUGAUGCGAUGAGGGGUGAGAACGCGCUAUGGGCUGGGAAGCUGUUGAGGAAUUUGACUGGGAGAAAAAUGCUGCUUUUAAGCAUGUGCGCGGACGCAGCGCACACAAGUCUGGAUUUCACGCGGUUUGCAGAUGAGGAAUCGUCUGACAUCGCCCAGCUGAAUCAGGAAGCAGAUAAAUUUUGCAGGACAAUUCGCACUCUUUUUGUCGAUGGAAGAGUCACUGAAUUGCCUACCUUCACGAAGGACAUGAUCGACACCCUGCAAAGAGGCGACCUGACUGUCAUGCUGGAUGGAUGCCCUCGCGAAAUUCGCAUCACUCAGGAGGACAAGGUGUAUGCUUUGAAGGUCAUGCAGGAAUGGGCUGUUGCAGCAGAAGCCAGUGUGGAAAGUGAAUUUCCCAGUUGGCACUUGCUGUCUUGCUUUUCAGUUUUCAAUUUGCAAAGCCGUCGCGACUCUCGCCAGCAGGAUUCAUCGACUGUGAGGGCCUGUCUGAGGAAGUUAGCCAAAGCUUUCAAUGUUUGCCCUGAAGCCUUGCAAAAGCAAUAUGUUGGGCUCCUUCCUGUUGCCGAGGCGUUGCACAAACAAGGGUCGAUGGUCAACCGAGCGGCCUGGACAGAGGCGAUUCGAAGAACAGUGUCGAGGCAAAAAGUUCGAGAACGACACGCGCCGAAGGAGCUCUCCGAGGUCCUAUGCGGCUACUUCACAUGGUCCGCAAGCACUUCUGGCGUGGAGCAGCUCUUUUCCAAGAUCAAAAGAUCUCCGGUAGAGCUCGCUUCGGCGUCUGUGGACACCGACCGGCGCUUGGCGAUCGUCAUGGGUGAUGAUGCGCAGGGAAUGAAGUCCGAUGAAGACACCCUCAUCACCGAAGCGCAGAAGCUUUACGUGGGCUUGCUUCGCUCGGGGAAAGCGCGUGCUUCUGCAAAGACCAGGAGGUUGGAUGCGGGCAGCAAACGGAAGUUGAGGCCACUGCCUGGCAAGAAGAAAACCGAGGCUCAAUGGCAUCGCCGCAGGCGUGCAGCAGUUGCGCGGGCGACCCGAGAUGACGCCGAGUUGGUGACCCCACCCAGGCGCGCUCCUGUCGAAUUGCCACAAAGCUUGCAGAAGGAGACGGACCGUCAAAGAACCCAGGCAGGCAAGCGCAAGGCAGAAGCAUUUCUGGAUGGGUACCUUCUGGACGAGGAGAUUACUGAUUCAGUCCGUCAGGUGGCCCGAGAUCAGUUGCGUGGAAACAAUGCGAGCGAUGCGAAGCGCCGGAAGGACCUGCGGCAAGGGCAGUUGUUUGUGGUCAAGGGUUUUGGCUCCGUGCAUCGGAAGGUGCGCCUCAUGGCUGCCCUCCGAGGAGGCACCAUCUUAUCCGGGAGCGUUUUGGAAGGGCGAUCUGGUGCAAAGGUCACCUAUAAUUCAGGCUUGAUGUUGCCGGUCGCGGUGUUCACGAGCAACGAUUUCAAGACACAAGAGCCUGGGAUGACCAUGAUUUUGCGGGAUGCCUGUUCACAUGGCUGGCAGGCUGUCGCUGUGGAGGGUCUCCGUGGAAGGGGCCGAAGACCAUCUCUGCAUUUGAAAGCUUCCUCUGAAAGAGUUCAGGGGGUUCGGGGCGUCCUGUUGCUGACAGGCAACGAGUUUGUGACUUGGCUCACGGGGAAGUGCGUCAACAAGACCCUGACUGCGCGCGUGCAGGAUGUGCCAAAUGAUGCUCAGCGAGAGAUGGUGAAUGACAUCAACAACUUGUCCUCGAGUUGGCGAAGGCGUCUGGGUUUGCACCCGGCGCCAUCUGAUGAAGGGAUGAUCCGCCUAGUCUCUGACUGUGCGGGGUAUGGAUCGGAUUUGAUUGCCCUGAGAUUGCUGGGCUUGCAGAAGCGGGUUCAAGUGGUGAUGAUUUCGGAGGUUGCAAAAGACAAGCGGAUUCUGCACUCCAGCGUCGCUACUGCUUGUGGCUGGUCUGAUGGACAUGGCGAAUCAGUCAGUGAUAUCAUGACGCGAAAUGACCUGACCGCGCCGCGCGCGGAUCUCUAUGUUGCGGGGUAUCCGUGCCCUUCGUUCUCUCGGCUCGGUAAACGACAGGGCGCGCGAGACCAGCGCGGCUUUGUGACUUUGAAGGGUCUUAAAUACAUAGCGGCGUCCAGACCUAGAGCUCUAAUCUUGGAGCAAGUUUCCGAGCUGCAGCAGGCCAAACACAAGCGGGUUUGGGAGUUUAUUCAAAAAAUUCUUACCAGACUGAAUUACGCUUUUGUUUGGAAAGUGUUGAGCCCAAAGCACUUCGCGGUCCCACAAUCCAGGCCUAGGACCUAUGUCGUGGCUGUGGCCCGAGAAAGCCUCCGAACCAGGGAGCUGACUUUGCCUGCUGAAAGGCCUCAUUGCUCAGAUUUGCAUUACUUCCUUGACAAAACCGUGGUUGGAAGUGAGAAGCUGGACCUGCCAGUGUACGAGGAGAAGCUGGGCAGCCAGAUGUGGGAAAGGGGCUGGGUGCUGGACGUGGGAUCAUCGCCUUCGUUCCAACACCCGCUCAAAAAUCUAUGCCCUUGCCUGACCAAGACAAGGCUACAACAAGGAGGCUACUACGUCACCAGACUGAGGCGCAGACUCCUGGUCGAAGAGGCGGGUCGCUUGCAAAGUGUGCCUCAGCAAGUGCUGAAGCAAAUGGUGCAGGCUGCGAAUGACGCCAAUCUGCGUCAGAGAGCUGUCGACGCAGCUUUGGGGGACGGGAUGAGCGUCGCCGUCUUGAUGUCAGCCCUUGGCGUUGCAUUGGAUGGGUCGGGAAUGACCUCGACAAUGCAGCGGAAGAGAGAUUAUUGGCUGCGAGUGCCAUGUGGUAGUGCCGCAGCACAGAUGAGCGACCGACUGUUGCAGAGACAGGUGGCAGAGAUGGUCGACCCGCCUGGUCGUCCUGGUCAAGUCGUCGACGAGAGCGACGACGACGAGUACUCCUAUGAGUCAGAGCCCGAGCCAGCCUCAGACGCGACCCCGAUCUCCUUCUCGUCGUCGUCGUGGUCCUGGCCGGAGGGACAAGUCACCUUCCAGAGGACGCCUCCCCGCCGAACGGCUUCUGAUGAUGGCGCUGCAGACGCUGAGAAGUCAGCGGCGUGGUGCGAAGUGUGCCACCGCACGCUCAAAAGCAGUUCUCAGUCCACUUUGGACCAACACCGAAGGUGUGCCUGGCACCAGGCUUGGGCGCUUUAUGCCCAAAACCCAACGUGGGACUGGGGGAAGUGCAAGAAAGAAGGUCAGCGCGAGUCGGAUCGGCUCUGGAACGAAGAGUAUGGCGGCAGCAAGGGCAAAGCUGACACCCAACACAAAGCCCGUGGCAAGACGAAAGACAAGAAGAAGAACAAAAGGGCUUUGUCACCAGUCUUGGACAGAGAGGAGGACCCUCGCGACAAAAAGCCGCCGCCUCCAGGACCGACCGGCGGUGGUGACUCAGACGACAAAGUGCGGGUCCUUGCAGCGCUCUGGGAGAGGACUGUGCAGCACGCACAUGAGACGGCCGAUCCCUAUCACCUGGCCUGCUGCUACUACAUGGCCGAUGGCACCUUGCCAUGGAAAGACGCAAUGGCAAAGGCAGCCCGCGAGGUCCGGCGUCAAUGGAAAGCGGAGAAAGCUGCGGCCAAAACCGCAGCGACUGCCGACCAGACGACGCUUCGCGAGACUGAGGACAAUGGAGAAAAGAAGGGAAGGCCCCCACCUCAAGACAUCGACAACCCGAAGGCCAAACGCAGCAAAUGA